Messenger RNA from Penicillium brevicompactum, 3048 nucleotides. RefSeq names its product DUF1708 domain-containing protein. The coding region runs from base 1 to 3048 and encodes 1015 amino acids. NCBI's taxonomy places the organism in Eukaryota, Fungi, Ascomycota, Eurotiomycetes, Eurotiales, Aspergillaceae. The record is from RefSeq and is a predicted model, not a curated record. The transcript has 7 exons.
AUGUCCUUCUUUUCACGAGUCUUCAGGGGCAAAGACUCUAGUGUGAAGAAACAGGCCCACCCCACCACCAUAGUCGACACCUCGCCCGCCAAACCCAAAUGGACCGAUGCCUGGCAGCGGACAGAGGUCGCGCCAGAGGAAGUGCAAGACCUGGUGCGAGGCUGUGUGCAUGAACUCAAGGCCCGAGCUCUCGAUACGCCAUUCCUCCUCCUACCGUUCCGUCCUAGCUCCGACCCGAGUGCGGCUCGCACGUUCAUUCGCAACUACUUCAAUCAAUCGUUCGAUAAGGGCUCGCCCGUGAACGGGGAUGCCUUGGUACAGGAGCUCCGGCUUACUGAGCCGAUGGUCCUCUGCGGGGUGAUGAAGUGGUGCUGGAGUAGACUUCCCGGUGGUGUCGUCACUUGGGAAGCAUAUGAGACCUUCAAGAUGGGUGAACACGAUUCGGAUAUGGCCCGUGACGCCUUCUCAACCUUCAUCCCCAUCGGUGGCGACUCCGACGCCCGAACCAGUAUCAUCUUCGACUUCUUCGACCUUUUGGCUGCCAUUGCGGCGCAUGGAAAGUCCAAUGGACUGGGAGGACGCAAGCUUUCUCGAUAUGCCGGAUGGUGGGCUUUCGAGCACAGCGAUACCGGCGGCGGCUUCGAAGCUGCCUACAAGAGCUGGGCUGCUGCCGCCGACGCGACGAGCCACCUGUUCUUCGCCUAUCUCCGUUCCCUGUCUCCAGAUGUCCCACGCGGUGUGGUCAUGAUUGUGGAGAAUGUCUCGCCGACACCAUUUUCACUCUUACGACGCGCCAAGAACUUUGAAUACCGCGACGACGACUGGCACCUGCAGGAGUUUGCCAACUACGAUGAUCCCAUUAGCGCAUUGACUGAUGAAUGUCUCCGCGUUCUCCAGUGUAUCUCCUCCGCGAACGAGUCCAGUGUCUCGAGCACCAAGCAGUCUACCAGCUUGCGCGACGCAUCCUGGUCCCGAUUCGAAGACAUUGGAUUUGGUGGCUCGAUUGACUCCGACGAGGAAGACCCUAAGGAAACACUGGCCCCACCAUCAAGGAAGAGUGGAUCUGCCGGUGGAUUGAGCAAUGUGCCCAAGUCUGGAACUGGUGAUCUCGGCCGCCCUACCACCCCCUCGUGGGCAGACUUCAUGUCCUCUGGAUUUGCCGAUGAGAACAACCUCAAGAGCCAUGUGAGCCCUUUGCUUCUGCCUCCUGAUAAGGUUCUUCCUCCAAUUGCAACCGCCCGCGGACAAAGCUCUCAGUCUCACAAGCGCUCUUUGAAUGAUGAGCCCGCCCUUGAGCCGGCAGAGUUGGCCAGCAUCAAUACUCUCGACAUGGACGACUCGUUCUGGUGGGUGUGGAUUAGCAGUCUGUCAGGCGAUGAGCCCUCUGCCCGCAAGGCAGUGUUCGGCCGAUGCGCCCUUCUCGAGACCGUCAUUCGUGACACCAAGUGGCUGGUCCUUGAGGAGCAGGUCAAGGGUGCUGCUCCAGAGCCCGAGGCCGGUGCCCAGAUUGUUGAAAAGAAGAAAUUCUUCAGCUUUGGUAGCCGGAAGGGCAAGCUCAGUCGCCGCAAGUCUUCUGCCAAGAAGGUCUCUCCGAUUGAAGAGUCGUACAAGAGACCCAACAACCCUGGCUCGCAGAGCAAGACCAGCAUUGGCCCCGAUCAGCACAAGCGUAUCCAGGCUGCAGCGGCUGCUCUGCAGCAGAAGCAUCGCGAGCAGGAAGCAGAGGCAAACCAGAAUCAUUUCGAUCCCAAGACCGAGCGUUAUUCUAAGACCAACUCAGUGAUGACCCUGCAGCCUGCUAUCGUCAACGAGGCUUCCCAGGCCAUGAAGUGGACUAAAAACUACGACAAGGGUGCUUUCCGCGCAGCAUAUCUCAAGGACAACCGCGCUGGUACUGGUGCCGCCGAGGAUGUCACUGAUGAAGUGGAAACCCAACCGGAGGAAACAGAAGAAAAGCCCAGCACGCCCUCUGCACCGGCGACUAAAACCACCGAGGACGUUCCAGCGCCACCUCCCAAGGAAGCACCUGCUGCCGCCAUUGCUGCUCCCCUCCCGCCCUCUCCCGAGCCGCAGCCCAAGAAGGCCGUCAAGGUGACCACUCCUGAAGAGGCCCAGGCGCCCGCCAAGCCUGCCGUUGUUGAAAAACCGGCGGAACGUCGUGAAUCAGUGGACGAGGCAAAGAAGCUCAAGAAGAAGAAUGGCAAUUCCACCUUCAAGAGCAUGUUCGGCACCAAGAAGAAGCCCGACCAGCAGCAACCUCCCAUGAAGAACAUCGGUACCGAAAAGAUCUCUAAUGUGGCAGCAGCCCGUGCAGCCCUCGAGGCCAAGCACAAAGCAGCCCAGGAGUCCACCCCGGUAAAGAAGAAGCCCCUUCCCAAGGAAGCCGCUGUUGCCGUCGAGCCCGUGACUACGGAGCCUAAGAAGCCCUCCACCCCGCAGCAAGCCGAGCAAGUCGAGCAGCGCGAACCCGCCGCCGACCCCCCAACCCCAAAGCAGCCCUCAUCCUCGCAAGAGGAGAACGGAGCGCCCCCUAGAACUAGACGCGCGAUCGAAUGCGAUGCUCUUUCCCGCAUCGAUACACUCGAGCGCGACGCCGCCGACCAAGAGUUCUCCAAAUUCGACCAAGGCCCUCUGACCGACCAGCCAGCCUUCGCCCCUGACUCUCCUAUCCGCAAGUCAACAGAGAAGACCGAGCUCCCGCAAACCCCAACCAACGGCAACACCAACGGUCACGACCACGGCGUCCAGCCCGGCAGCGCAACUUCACCCGAGUCCACCGGCCCGCAACAUGACAGGUGGAAGGCGAUCCGCGAAGCAGCAGCUGAGCGCUCCCGCGCUGCUAACGGACACCACGAACCCGAGCACCAGUCCGAGCGUGAGCCGGAGACCGAGCCGGAGACCGAGACUACCACCCGUACCAGCCAGUCUGAGCGCACUGACGAGGGCGAUACCAGCGGCGAAGAGACCAUCGAGUCUCGCGUCGCUCGUAUCAAAGCCCGUGUCGCUGAGUUGACUGCCACUAACGCGGAUGAUGGACAGAGGCCCUAA